Molecule: messenger RNA, 1262 nt
Organism: Glossina fuscipes
Lineage: Eukaryota; Metazoa; Arthropoda; Insecta; Diptera; Glossinidae
Product: tyrosine-protein kinase transmembrane receptor Ror2-like
Exons: 5
Biological process (GO): cell surface receptor protein tyrosine kinase signaling pathway; multicellular organism development; positive regulation of kinase activity
Cellular component (GO): signaling receptor complex
Molecular function (GO): transmembrane receptor protein tyrosine kinase activity; ATP binding
Source: RefSeq, a predicted model, not a curated record
GACACAUGUCGUCGGCUGUUUGUUGGUGUAAAACAAAACAAUUGGUUGAUCAAAGCAAGUUGUUUGUAUACAAAGUUGUUUUACAAAAUUUGUGGAAAAAAAUUUGAGAGAGGUUUAUUAUUUAAUUAUUAACAACACCACAGAAACAACACAAUUAAUGCCCAAGUCAAAUCCAGUUUGUAUUGUUUGUAAAAAUGUGGAGUCUCUGCUCUGGCGUACGGCCGACCAAGGGCAAAUCUGUCAAGAUUGUUUUCAAUUACGCGAAAGCAAAGAUAAAGAGCUUCUAGAAAACAAAAUUGUGGAGAUCAAUGAGGAUAAUAAAAUUAAGACAAGUAAAGAAAAAGAUAAUAAAGAAACAGCGGGCGAAAAUAAAAAUAAUGCAGUUGAGGAAAAACGAUUAAGAAAAAGCACCAGAGCCACGAGAUUUAAAGCUAAAUUAAGCAGUGCCAAUACGACAAGAGAAGCCCGCAAAGAAGCCACCUGUAUUAAGCAGCUUAUGAGUGAAAUUAAAGAGAUGGAAAAUAAAGUUUCAAAUGCCAAAUGUCGUUCUGAAAUUCGCAUUUUAGCCGUUGAAAACCGCAGUUUAAUAUUUCCACAAAACCUUGAUGAAGGGACUGUCGUUGCCAGUAAAAUAGAAUUAUACACAGCGGCCCAACAAAGUCCGCAUACAGAAGUAAACCUCACAACAAAACUGUUGAGGGUGUGUGCUUUGGGAAGACCCAUGUGUUUACUUUUUGAAUUUAUGUCGCCCGGCGAUCUUAGUGAGUUUCUACGCUCUUGUUCACCGUACGCCACCCAUCGCGAGCACGAACGUAAACCGUUAAAUGAAGCACAUCUUUUACAAAUAGCCGCACAUAUAGCGGCCGGCAUGGUUUAUUUAUCAGAACGCAAAUUUGUACAUCAUGACUUGGCUACAAGGAAUUGCCUUGUCAUUGAGCACAUGAUAGUGAAAAUUGCCGACUUUGGUUUAUCGCAUAAGAUUUACUUACAAGACUACUACAAAGGAGAUGAGAAUGAUGUUAUACCUGAGAUUUUUUCUUGCGCUCUUCAACCAUAUUGCGGGAUGAGCCAUGAAGAAGUAAUCAAAUACAUUAAGGAUGGUAAUGUCUUAAGUUAUCCGGACAAUACGCUCAUAUCGGUGUACGCUUUGAUGAGACGCUGUUGGAAUCGUAAGGCCAGCGAUAGACCAACUUUUAACGAAAUCAAUCAUUGUAUACAACAUAGCAUAGCUGAGCAUGAGUGUAAAACAGCCCUCGAGAUAG